AUGAACGCCCUAUCAAGCCCGGAGCAACUAUGGCGAAUCGGAUUGAUCCUGCUAGCCGCCACUGUACUUUAUGCCCUUGUCAACAAAGCACUCGGAAAGUCUUACUUGACCGGAAUCACGCUGCGAGGUCGAAAGAACUCAACAGCUACAACACCACCUCGAUCCUUCUCCCCAGAAAAGACUGCAACAAGCCCAAAAUCGCCGUCCACCUAUACCACCGCUUUACCACCCCAACGCAGAAAAGCACUAGCCGAUAUAAAAUGUGCGAAUGCGCCAUACCGCGACGUGAGCGAAGACGAAGUCCAUCGCAACAUCCUGCCCAUGAGCGCCGACUAUAGGUCAAGCCUAGGUAACAAAUAUACCCCGACGGGAUUUUCUGUGCAUGAAAUCAAGGCACUGGGGGACUUCCCAGACUAUGCGACCUUGAGUGGAGUACCCCUUCCCAGCCCAUAUCCCGAAUUUGAUAUUGAGAAGGCACUGCCUCGGCCUUAUCGUCCGUUCAGAUGGGCAUACCACCAGACCAUGUCUUUAACAAAGCUUGAAUCUGACUGGUGGAUCGAGCUUGAAAAUACAUACAAAAAGCGCAUUGCCCAGCGCAAGGAAUUGUAUGCAACGAGGGGCAAGGAAGUACUCGAUUGUAUGCCAGGGUCCGAGUUGGCCUGCAAGGAGAUCAUGGAAAUGGUACUGCAGUUCAUCUGUGCUCGGUAUCCACAGUAUUUCACCCUGGUGGACAAUCGGAUACUGCAUAACAAGAUCCUCGGUACAGAGCAGGACGUGACGGCUAAGCCUCCUCUUGAGGUCCUGCUGGAUAACGUACCAGAGGAUUUCGGUAUCAUGCUUCGUGAUGACACGACGGGAUAUUACUUCCUGCGUGCGGCCGUCAUCUGCUCGGCGUUGGGAUGGAAUGUAGCGACUAAAGUUGGGAAGCAGUUGCAUGAGAUUCAUGAGCCUAUUCCAGAUUACAAGGAGAAGAUGCAGUUCUCCAUGGAUCGGUUCUUUACCAAGAUGCCCACCGAGAAACCAAUCCAGAGAGGAUCCUGGGGUUUGGAAAUCGGGCAGCCAUUGUAUAUGCCACCGGGCGACCCGCACGAAAAGCUCCGGCUAUCUCAGCGGCCUGAUCUGGCGCUUGAUGAGUGCCAUCUGCGAGUAGACUGGCAGACCUUGAGACGGCUUCCCUUGUCGGGCGCUGUUGUCUUCAACUUCAAGGGCCUUUUCACUCCCGUCAAGGAAUUCCGCGAUGAGCCUGGUGUGCCGACUUUGGUCGCGAAGCUCCUCACGGAUGGUAAGAAGCAUCUCAUGGAAUACAAGGGUGUAUGGCACGUGCAACAUGUCUUGCUACCUAGUUUGAAGGAAUGGGCGAAAGAGCAGGAAGAUAAAGGCUGGGUUCCGAAGGAUUGGGAGGUCGCUACUUUGGAUGAUAGUCCGUGGUUUAAGGGUUGGCAGGAGAAGUGGCAUCGGCAGCAGGGAUUCUAG
Penicillium canescens is the source of this 1473-nucleotide messenger RNA. RefSeq names its product heme-dependent oxidative N-demethylase family protein. NCBI's taxonomy places the organism in Eukaryota, Fungi, Ascomycota, Eurotiomycetes, Eurotiales, Aspergillaceae. Bases 1 to 1473 code for a protein of 490 amino acids. The record is from RefSeq and is a predicted model, not a curated record. The transcript has 3 exons.